AUGCAGGUGAUCAGCUCUGGUCUGAAUGGAUUUGUUGCUUUGUAUAGUGAUGGUAAAUAUGGUCGUUCGUAUGGUCCUGCUGGCGGCAUCGGGACUGUGAAAACAACUGUUGGUGUCUCCAUUUUAUCUCCUGAUGCAUUUGAUGAACCUGUAAGUAAUCUUUGUAACAUUUUUAGUUUUUUUAUUUUUGUUCCUUCAAUUAAUUUUACCAAUAAAUAGGUUAGAAAUAUUAUGUCAAGUGCUGCAUUAACCACGACAUGGUAAUUAUGUUUGUCCGUUACAGUAUCUGAAUGUGUUUCUGUUUCACCAGGAAAUAUUCUUUGUUUUUAGUAGUUGCUUUCUAUUGAAGGUCGUCUUAAUAAGUGAAUAAAAGAGAAUGGUUGACUAGUGAUUAUGCAGUAUUAUAUACUAUGAUUUGUUUUCUUUUGUUUUGUCUACAUAUUUUUUAUCUAUAAAAUACUAUAAAUAAAUGACGAGUAGAUAGAAUGUAAACAAGCCUAUUUUUAGUGUUUUCCUUCAGUGCGACUCUUGACUUACCCCAAACUAUUUGUCAGCAGUAGAUUCACGCUCUUUUUCUCCAUAAUGGUUUCUGGCUUCGUCUAGAUUCCCAAUGUUUUAAAGUUCUGGUUAAUAUGUGUUUCAAUGGCUCCUUUUUUACCAAUAGUUGUUUGAUGCUCGGUUAAUCAAAGACAAUAGUUCAGGCACUGGUGUAUUUUGGAAUAUUUGCCCAAUGCUUUUCGAUCAUUUGUGGCAGAUUUUGUGGUACGUAUGAGAAAUGAAAGAGAAUAUUAUUUUUCCAGUCAAUUACUUGACGUUGUCUGAUUGUCAAAUCUUUACGUCCACUGUGUAUGUCUAAGUGCUUGUCUAGCUGUGACAAAGAAGAUCGCCUUCCUAUUGUAGUAUUCAUUGCGUGUGCUACAACUCCUCUUCGACGAGAUGGAUAAUUUUAAAUAAUAAAAUAACUUUUCUUAUUAAAUAUGAUGAUAAUAAUGAUGCAAAAUGACAGCGAAAUCAGACGUCUUCCAUAUUUAACACCCAUUGCUGAACUAAAAAAUGAUGAAAACAGUUCGAGUCGAAAAGUGAUUUAUCAUGUCGAAAGAGUGUCUGGUAGUUGAAACAAAAGUGCACAGAGUGUCACAGCCUUCUGUUAAAUUUUGCUUUCGAUACUGUGAAGAGCGCAUACUAUCAAGCAGCAAAGAGCCACUUGUUAGAACUUCUAACGUGAACUUCAUGUUAAAAAGUAACGGAUACUAUGCCCAUACAAUUAGCACCUCCUUUUUAACCACACCAUUUAUGUACUAAACCGAUCUACAUACAUGUAUCCAAAUCCAAACAUUAUCUUGAU
Didymodactylos carnosus is the source of this 1345-nucleotide messenger RNA. NCBI's taxonomy places the organism in Eukaryota, Metazoa, Rotifera, Eurotatoria, Philodinida, Philodinidae. The record is from the annotation of a GenBank genome assembly.